Molecule: messenger RNA, 1198 nt
Organism: Ipomoea triloba (trilobed morning glory)
Lineage: Eukaryota; Viridiplantae; Streptophyta; Magnoliopsida; Solanales; Convolvulaceae
Product: histone H2AX-like
Exons: 3
Coding region: 149-556 (135 amino acids)
Cellular component (GO): nucleosome
Molecular function (GO): protein heterodimerization activity; DNA binding; structural constituent of chromatin
Source: RefSeq, a predicted model, not a curated record
GUGAUUAAAUAGAGCUGGACCACCUUUUUUGGCUCUAAUGAGUGGUUGAAAGUGGUAAUGGAUCGGUGUUUAGGGAUUGUUGUGUUGUAUAUGAAAUGAAGGCAUUAGUAUUGAGGCGUUUUGUUUUGUUGUAUCUGCGACGGCGACAAUGAGUUCUGCGGGUUCCGGCAGAGGCAAGCCCAAGGCCACCAAAUCCACGUCCCGAUCUCAAAAGGCUGGCCUGCAAUUUCCGGUGGGCAGGAUCGCGCGUUUUCUUAAAGCAGGCAAGUACGCCGAUCGCGUCGGCGCCGGUGCUCCGGUCUACCUUGCUGCCGUUCUCGAGUACUUGGCAGCAGAGGUAUUGGAACUGGCCGGAAAUGCUGCUAGAGAUAAUAAGAAGAACAGAAUUGUGCCUCGCCACAUACAGCUAGCGGUGAGAAACGACGAGGAGCUGAGUAAGCUUUUGGGCGACGUUACCAUUGCUAACGGCGGCGUUUUGCCCAACAUCCAUCAACAUCUAUUGCCAAACAAGUCCGGAAAGGGGAAGGGCGACAUUGGUGCUUCACAGGAAUUUUAGUUUUCAUUUCAGCUUACUUUAGUCCUGUCCAUCAUCAUGAUAAUAAUCUUUGCCUCUCCACAAAUUUUUGGUUUUUUUCUUCUUUUUUAAUAAAUUCAUCUUUUCAUAUACAAAUACAAUCAUGGCUUUAACCCAGCUCAAGCUCAUACAAUCAUGGCUUUAACCCAGCUCAAGCUCUGGUAAUGAUGCUUCUUCAAAUGCUAAAGGCUUUACAUUUAGGGUACCGUAACAUGGAUUAACGAUACACAUAAUCAACGUUGCAGUAUAGAUCGAUGAUAUCAAGCUUCACCAUUUAGACGGAAAUGCCUCACUUCAGCAGAAGACCGAUAUUUGCUUGUCUGAUCAGUUGAAACAAUAGGAAAUUCAACUUUUGGCCAGUGGUUACUGUCAACAACACAAUCCAUCUCCUUUGAAAGAGGGGUGAUCCUCAAUUCAAUUGUAAAGAAUCUCAACCUGCAGCAUCAUCCUCAAAAAGAUUAGUUUUUUUUUUGAGAGAUGAGAGAAGUAGGAGUUACUGUGUCAAUGGCCAGUUUAACGAGUGUAUCAUGUAUAAUGAAAUGUUAGACUAGCUUCAGAACCACAACACAGGAAGAUUGGACAUUUAUUGGUGUUGAAUUUGAUCAAAGAAAAAGUGUAGGCUCA